AAAUCCAUAUAUAACUUGAGGUAACUUGAAGCCAACGAAUAGUAUGAAUGUGGAAACGUCAACAACUUAACGUACCUAGUUACCUUUAUAUAUUAUAUAUGAUUUGACCAUCUCGAACGACAUUUUUGUACAAUGAAUUCAAAAGCAAGCAAGUACAAUCCUAUCAUUUAAAAUGUAAAUAUGUGUGUUUGAACUAUAAAUGUAGAUUCAGCUUUACCUUGAAACAUUUCCUCAAGUAGUUUAUGAGUUUACUGGAAUAUGCAAUAAGUAAUUUCUUAUUUCCAUUAUGGUAACUUAAUAAAAUCAGUUUUACCAAAAAAAAAAACUUAAUAAAAUCAGAAUCCUACUUUGUGUAUGAUUCGCAGACCAAAGCACAACAAUGCAAAGUUAGAUCUCAAAGCUCAAAUCAACUUAGCCUUGAAAAGUAUCAUGGAAGUUGGGAAAGAAGUUUCCACUAUGCACUCAUAAACUAGAAAAUUAUUUAUUUUUGCUGCAAGUGGGCAUUGCUUGAGAAACUAUCAACAAAAUUUAAUUGUACUAAUUAGAAAAACAUUCAGAUAUAUACAGCUACUAAAAUUUGAUUGGCCACCAAAUUACAAAUAAAAAACUUCUGGAAGGCUGAAGUUAAAAGGCAAGUUAGAGAUAGACACAUCAAUAUAACCUAAAACAAAACAUCAUAACAAUAACAGCACAAAACUAAUGGCAAAGCGACAACUAUUGAUGCUAGGAAUUAGAGCGAGCUUCCACACUCUCGCCGCCGUGCUUGUGGCCGGAGUAAUAUUCACUGCCGUGUUUUUGUCCCGAAACGGUAUGCGAAAAGAAACUCCUCAAAGCAAUGGUGUUUCGAACGUGGAAGAAGGCGAGGGCAGUGACAGAGAGUGUAAUAUUUUCGAAGGAAAAUGGGUGUUUGAUAACGAGUCAAAGCCUAUUUAUAAAGAAGAAGAGUGUAAGUUCAUGUCCGAUCAGCUGGCUUGUGGGAAGUUUGGAAGAAAAGAUUCGAGUUACCAAUACUGGAGGUGGCAACCUCACAAGUGUGAUCUCCCCAGGUUUAAUGGGACGAAGUUGCUGGAGCGGCUGAGAAAUAAGAGGAUGGUGUACGUAGGAGACUCCUUGAACAGAGGCCAAUGGGUAUCAAUGGUGUGUAUGACUAGUUCUGUGAUUACAAAUCCAAGGAUGAUGUAUUUUCACAGCAACGGCUCUAAUCUCAUCACUUUCAAAUCGCUCGAAUACAACGCGACAAUAGAUUUUUAUUGGGCUCCCUUGAUGGUGGAAUCCAACUCGGACGAUCCAACAAACCACAGGUUACCUGAACGGAUAGUUCGGAUCCAAUCGAUAGAGAAACAUGCGAGGCAUUGGACUGAAUCUGAUAUCAUUGUCUUAAACUCUUAUUUGUGGUGGUUAAGGCCUCAUAUGAAGACACUGUGGGGGUCAUUUGAGAAGUUAAAUGGAAUAUACAAAGAAGUGGAGAUGGUUAGAGUUUAUGAGAUGGCUUUGCAAACAAUGUCUCAGUGGUUGGAAGUUCACGUUAACUCCAAUCUUACCAAACUUUUUUUCAUGUCCAUGUCUCCCACCCAUGAAAGGGCCGAAGAAUGGGGAGGAAAAACUAAACAGAACUGUUACGGAGAAACUAGUCUGAUAGAAAAAAAAGGAUAUCAUGGAAAAGGGUCGGACCCAAAAAUGAUGAGAGUCGUCGAAAAUGUACUUGACGAGCUAAAAAGGCGAGGAUUGAAUAUACAGAUGAUAAACAUAACACAAUUAUCAGAGUAUAGAAAGGAUGGACACCCUUCGAUAUACAGAAAACAAUGGGAGCCACUGAAGGAAAGCCAAGUCUUGGAUCCAAGUAGUUACUCAGAUUGUAUACAUUGGUGUUUGCCUGGAGUUCCUGAUGUAUGGAAUCAGCUCCUUUAUGCUUAUAUUGUUGAGGAUCACCACUCUACUUGAAAAUUGUUCUUACACCUUUUUUUGUUUCUUUCCUAUAUUCCACUUCAAUUGUACAGCUGAUUCACUUUACCUUCAAUAAAUAUUUUGUCAUCUUUUCCA
Brassica rapa (field mustard) is the source of this 2040-nucleotide messenger RNA. Its product is annotated as protein trichome birefringence-like 34. The record is from RefSeq and is a predicted model, not a curated record. Gene Ontology annotation, molecular function: O-acetyltransferase activity. Gene Ontology annotation, cellular component: Golgi apparatus. NCBI's taxonomy places the organism in Eukaryota, Viridiplantae, Streptophyta, Magnoliopsida, Brassicales, Brassicaceae.